Molecule: messenger RNA, 2462 nt
Organism: Sycon ciliatum
Lineage: Eukaryota; Metazoa; Porifera; Calcarea; Leucosolenida; Sycettidae
Product: acid phosphatase type 7-like
Exons: 8
Coding region: 238-1755 (505 amino acids)
Molecular function (GO): acid phosphatase activity; metal ion binding
Source: RefSeq, a predicted model, not a curated record
CGUUUGCCGGAGGCGAACCGUGACUGUUAGUGGUGCUACUAGUACAGUCCGCAGUGCAGUGAACCUUUCCACCUGACAACGGGUCCGAGUUUACUGGAUCUCAGCAGAGGGAUCUGACUCUGACUGAGUCUGAGGCUGAUCACCGGCUGCAUCCGGACGACCUACGCCCUACAUAUUUUACUAAGUUCUAGUGUAAAUCCACAGGGACUGCGAAAACUAAGCAAGUCUGCGUGGUCCAUGAUCUGGUCUACAUCACGUUACGGACGUGCGGCUGAGUUGCAGUUUUCCUUGCCGUCUGGCCUCACCCAUCCAGCACGUGAAUUAUUUUGUUACUCGUUAGGGUCACUUCGCUGUCGAUUCAAUCGGGCAAUCCGAUCCCAGUCGAUGAAGAUGAAUCCGCGAAAACGUUCCGUAACAGCAGCAGCGCUGUGGCUGAUGGGGUUCGUCGUGUCGACGCACACGGUCGUCAGCAUUGCGACGACUUCAUCACCUCCGGAACAAAUACAUCUAGCCUACGGCGCCACCACAGCUGAAAUGGUGGUUAUGUGGUCCUCGGAGACUCGCGCAAGUGCCAGCCCGAACGCUUCGCUGAGUAGCGGCGGUGGUGUAAGAUAUGGCUUGAGCCCGCAGAAGCUCAGCCAGUCCGUCGGCGAAGUGUGGCAGUUCACGGAGGGCAACAAAGAUGGUAUCCAGUGGCUAUAUCGAGCUAGAAUGUCUAACCUCAGUCCCGGACAGUCGUACACCUAUCAAGUGUUCAAUGACUUCAACAUCUCCAGUGACGUCUUUGAAUUCACCACACCCAAGCUGUUGGCAGAGGCGUAUCCACUGCAGGUUGUGAUGUUUGGUGACAUGGGCAAGACGCAUGGAAGUCCCACUAUGCCACAUCUGAUCACGGAGGCACGCAGCGGUGAGAACGUGGCGUUGAUUCACGUCGGUGACUUUGCCUAUGACCUGCACACGGAUGGUGGUGUGAGAGGCGAUACAUUCAUGCAACGGAUCCAGGACGCAGCGGCGUAUAUUCCGUACAUGACUUGCCCAGGAAAUCAUGAAAUCCCGUACCAUUUCAGCCACUAUCGCAACCGCUUCACCAUGCCAACUGGAAAGGCUACGCCCGAUACUGACAUGCUGUGGUGGAGUAUGGAUGUUGGACCAGUACACUUUGUCAGUUAUGAUACGGAGAUUCUGUUCGUUCGCCGGGACCUCGUCCAGGCGCAGAUGGACUUUCUAACGGCAGAUCUCGAGCACGCGAAUCAGCCCGAGCAGAGAAAGAAGGUGCCGUGGAUUGUCGCGUUUGGCCACCGGCCGAUGUACUGCUCUAACCUGGACCUGGAUGACUGCACAACGCUUAAGUCAGUUGUGCGUGCAAGCCUGGAAGCUCUCUUCUACGAGAAAGGUGUUGACUUCAUUGUAGAAGGACACGAGCACUCGUACGAGCGCCUGUGGCCGGUAUUCAACGGAAGUGUGCCCCAGGAGAACUACAUCAACCCGCGCGCACCCAUACAUUUCAUAUCCGGGCAGGCUGGGUGCAAUGAAAACUUUGGUGUUUGCGUCGACUGGACGUUUGGACCGAGAGGCGCGUGGUCUGCGUUCCGUUCCUGGCUACCCGGCCUGUACGGCUACGGGAAGCUGAAGGUCAUGAACGACACACACGCCGAGUGGACGCAGAUAUUCGACGUCACAAACCGCUCCGCAGACACCGUCAUGAUCAUUCAGGAGAACCAUGGGCCGUUUAGAGGUCCUACAACCAGGCUUUAGAGUGCCAUUGCUCUGUCGAUUGUCUCCCAGCUGCUUGCCAGCAAUCUGAUAGGCAACAUAUGCACUGGAUCAUUGAUCGUGUGGACAUGCUGUGAGCUUGUAUAAUCAAUUAAUCAUCAGAUAGCAUUUCUUUCUGGCGUCGCAAUAACAAGCAGAUGAAAUACCCUCCGACUGAAACUAACGAUUUUUUAUAGAUGCAAGAAUUAUAUUCGGUAUUGAUGAUCUCUGCGAAUGGACGCAAAUUGAGUCAUUUAUUUGCUAUUUCGCUUUUAAAACAGUGUCACUGUGCAAUAUGCAUAUGUAAAGUCCUAUUUGGAAGGCAAAACCCAUCCUCCAAGUCCUAUAACCGAACUUCUUUCACACCAUUAAUUUUAGUAAUUUUCACCGUGCCGCUAGGAAGUUGAGCAUAAUCCUAUUCUAUCCGGCUUGAAAUGAAUCGAUCUUACUAGAGUACGGCAUUUCACUUCAUCACCAACUUGGCUUCAUCUUAUGUCACAGCACACCCCCCGCCCCCCCCCCCCCCCCCCCAAGCCUGUACCAAUCUACAUGUUUACUCCACUAUUUCUGUACUUCCCUUUGCAUUUCAGAACACGGACAGAUUUUUAAAUCGCCAUGCUAUGAACUAACUCACUCGCUCAUCCACAUUUUACCAAUUCAUUCACGUCCGCCUGUUAUGCAGGGAAAACAAAGGUUCAGCAAAAAUCGUG